Molecule: messenger RNA, 1923 nt
Organism: Sycon ciliatum
Lineage: Eukaryota; Metazoa; Porifera; Calcarea; Leucosolenida; Sycettidae
Exons: 7
Coding region: 123-1655 (510 amino acids)
Biological process (GO): carbohydrate metabolic process
Molecular function (GO): polygalacturonase activity
Source: RefSeq, a predicted model, not a curated record
UCGUGUUUGCUGCAUGUGCAGCCAUUGUCGGGUGGAGAGGACGAAAUUUCGACAACGCUGGUUGUCUUGAAUGAAAACUGUUGGAAGUUCGUUGUGGUCUAGGGAAUCUCUGCGGAGAGAGAAUGCGAGGGUCGCUGGUGACGGCAGCCGUUCUGCUGGUGGUGACGGCGAGGACGUCGCAAUGCUCCGCUAAAAUAGCUUGGCAGAAUCCGCCCUCACCACUACAAGCGGCGACAGCAGUUCGUGGUGUCGGCGUACGGACGGGCCCCGGCAGUGUAUUCGAUGUAAGCAAGUAUGGGGCGAAGGGCGAUGGCAAAACGAAGGACACCGAAGCUAUCAGGAAGGCGUUUGCUGAUUGCACAAGUGCUGGCGGGGGCACAGUUCUGUUCCCGGCCCUUCACCAUGUUCACCAUGGCAGCAACAGCAGGGUGUGGAACCAUGGCGACUCUGUCGACGGCAAGAACAGGCAACAUGGCCUCUUCUCUGGUGCAGAGUCGGAAGCGCAGCAGCAGCAGCAGCAGCACUAUGAGCAUGAGUUCUGGGCGCCGGAUCAGCCGAGGCUGAGACGUCCUCGUGCGGAUUCCAACAACACAGUCUACCUGACUGGUGCCUUCAACAUUUCAGCCUCCACCGUUGUCUUGGUUCCCGAUGGCGUCACUAUCCUGGCCAGCACGGACAGUGAAGAUUUCCCCUUGAUUCAGCCACUGCCUUGGUACGGCGGUGGAAGUGACUAUCAAGAAAGCGGUCAUCUCAUCUACCAGCCGUUCAUUCACUCCUACUUUGCCGACAACAUACGCAUAACCGGCGGCGGAACCAUCGACGGGAACGGCGAGCCCUGGUGGAAAUGCUGGCGAGGCGACCCCAAGUCAUCGCCGUGCAAGGGCAUUUCCCGUCCUCACAUGGUCAACCUAGUGUCUGGAUCCAAUGUUGAGAUAGAUCACGUCAACAUUCACAACUCUCCCAGCUGGACGCUGCAUUUCAGCAACAUAACUGGUGUUCAUCUGCACAACGUGAUCGUGAUCAACCCAGCCAACGCGCCCAAUGCUGACGGCAUCGACCUGGACUGCAGCCAACAGGUGCUGGUGGAGAACUGUCAGCUGGACGUGGGUGAUGACAUCAUUGCCGUCAAAUCCGGUAUUGACUGGCUAGGCAGGCAGUACGGACGGGCGUCACGAGACAUUUUGGUCAGGAACCUACAGGGUUUCCAUGGACACGGCAUGUCAAUCGGCAGCGAGAUGAGUGCCGGCGUUCACAACGUCACGUUCUUCAACAUCACCCUGGAUGGCACGGCACGUGGUGUGCGACUGAAGAGCCAGCGCGGGCGAGGCGGGGAGGUCUCCAACAUCACGUACCAUCACCUACGCAUGAAGAACGUCCCCGCUGCCGUGUCUAUGAGCCUCAACUACCACAAGGGUCUGAAGCCCACUAAUGCGACGGCGACGCCAAAGUUCGACGGGAUCACUCUGAUCGACAUCACGUCGGAUAAAUCUGAGACGGCCUUCGAGCUGGAAGGCUUAGAGGAGUCUCAUAUCACGGGAGUCAGCUUGCAGGACGUGAAGCUCUCUGCUAAGCACUCCACUGGCACGUGCGAGUACGUGGAGGGAAGCUGCUCGGGCAGCACUGACCCGUGUCCGUCGUGCUUCCACAAACUAUGAUGGUAGCCAUGCGUACGGGUGCAGAGGCAGGCAGGUGCACACAGGGCACUAGUAAUGCGUGUGAUGUGCGCAGAAAGAGAAGAAUCCUCCGUAUGUACUACUAUUCACCUGUCAAAGGUGCAGAAACAAGACCAAAUUUACAGAACAUUGUGAACAACAUUGUUACGAACAACAUGUUCGAUAGCUCCCAACAUUAACCAGUCAAUGACAUUCACCUCCGUCUUCAGACGCAUGCAAUCAAGAGUAAAUGGGAACUUAUAAUGCUCUU